This is a messenger RNA of Trichechus manatus latirostris (Florida manatee), 4887 nucleotides long. RefSeq names its product tubulin folding cofactor E (gene TBCE). Gene Ontology annotation, molecular function: alpha-tubulin binding. Lineage: Eukaryota; Metazoa; Chordata; Mammalia; Sirenia; Trichechidae. The record is from RefSeq and is a predicted model, not a curated record. Gene Ontology annotation, biological process: microtubule cytoskeleton organization; post-chaperonin tubulin folding pathway; tubulin complex assembly. Gene Ontology annotation, cellular component: cytoplasm. The transcript has 19 exons. Bases 2034 to 3617 code for a protein of 527 amino acids.
CUUCCCCCUCCUCUUUUAACGAAUGUGGAGAAUCUCCGUCACUGAACUUGAUGCUUGCAUUCAUAAUUUUAGGUCUUAAUUUUUUGCUAUUCAUUAUCUCUCACAAUUAGACCAUAAGUUCCUUGUAAGAGCAUGUGUUCUACUUACGUACUUUACCAUGAUAGAAAGGUGAAGAUGUCUAAGGACUCAGAGCUUGUUAGUGGCUGAGUCAGGAUUACUACCUGCCUGUUGCACCUGUUGCCGUCUAGUUGAUUCCGACUCAUAGCAACCCUGUAGGACAGAGUAGAACUGCUCUACAGGGUUUCCAAGAAGUGUCUGGUGGAUUCUAACUGCUGACCUUUUGGUUAGUAGCCGAGCUCUUAACCACUUAGCCACUAGGGCUCCGGAUUACUACCUAGAACUCCUCUAAUUCUCACUUAAGUGUGUUUCCUAUUGAUCUUGAUUUUUCUGUUUGAUAGAUAUCAUGAACAAUCAGUGUAUGAACAUACUUCACAUGUCAUUCCAAUUAUUUUGAUACAAUUUUAGACAAACAUCCGGGAAAGACUUAGGAAAAUAACUUUAGAUAGUAGAAUCCAUAUUGAAAAAUCUUUAUUUUAGUAUUAAUGAAGUGCUAGUGUUUAUAACUUUCUGUUGUGAAUCAGACAUCUUUUUAGAUCUCUUGGCUAAAGAAUAUAGGAAAUGAGGUAAUUGAUGCUGGAAUCCAUGCCUACUGUGAGCCAUAGGCGUACUGUGAUUAAACUUCUCAUGUCAGCUACUGUUACUCUGAACUUGUAACAUAUUUUUUGGAUUUAUGGAAUAUUUUCCAUUAAAUACAGAGUAUGUAAUAUUAAUGGUUGACAUUUGCUGACUGUUCACUAUGUAUUUACUCAUUAACACCCACAACAGCUCUCUGAAGUAGGUGCUAAUAGUACCUACAUUUUACAGGUGAGGAAUGUCCCAUAGCUACCAUGUAGUGAUAGAGGUGGACUUUGUAGUGAGCAGACUGGCUGCACAACCUACUCUCUUAUUCAUUAUGUUGUAAGGCUUCUCAGCAUUUAUCAACAUAAUGUCCACAUAACACUAAAUGGGGGCAAAUAUUACCUAAAUGUUAUGUAUUUUUCAGGACUUUUACAUUGCAGGAGAAAGAAACCCAGCUCAAACUGGUGUAUACAAAAGGAAGAAUUUAGUAGUUGAUUUAAAUAUGAGUCAGAAUGGACUCAGCAAAAUGGGUUUGUUUUUUGAGUUAACUGGGAUAAUCAAGCGCUUUAGGCAUAGCUCAAUUUCUCUUUUUCUGCCUAAGCUCUCCUUUCCUUUGUCCUUAUUUUCAGGCAAGAUUUUUUUUCCCCACAUAGUGGCAAAGGUGCCUCUCAGCUACUCCAGGUUUAAGUGGUCCUUUCAUUUUAAGAUCUCGGGAAGAGAUUGGUGCUCUCUUGAACGGUCCAAUUGCUAUAUACAAGGAAAUGAACGUGAUGAUGGAUCAUCAGAUUGGCUGUCCUCGGCCAUGUGUCCACUCCUGUGGUAGGGAGUUAUAGCCUCACCUGGCAGGGAAGGUGCACUUCUCAAAAGGGAGAGAUUCUGGGCCGAAAAAAGCAACGAGAAAUGUUAUCCAUUGUCUGAUCCAGACAUUUUAAUCUGAAAUGGGAGAGGGAGCAGUUGAAAAUCAAUUGAGAACUUGGUAAGACUCGUCAUGGACAAGAUACCUUCAGGGUCCGUAAAUCUCAGGAAUUGGGAAAAAUGGUGUUCAGCAGGAAUCGAGAAAACAUAAUUGAGAAGACUGGAUACUAAAAUUUUAUAAAGAAGGAAAAAAUUCCCUGUGAAACUAUGGAAUUGAAUGCUGUUGAGAAGAAAGUAUGAUAGAAAGAUAACAAAAGCAGUGGAGAAGAUACCUAAAAGAUUUCAGGAAGAGAUAUUGUGCAAAAGUAUAGGAAUUGAACAUGUGGUCUCAAGUUUCCAUUCAUUCUAGGAAGAUACAUGCAUUGCCAUGAAUAUCACUGCAUUUUGCAGGGAUAGGUUUAUCACUGGAAUGAUCUCAUAUUUUGGAUUCUGGCUAUAUUAUGAGUGACACUUUGACAUUAGAUGUCUUUGGUCGAAGAGUUGAAGUUAAUGGAGAACAUGCAACAGUACGUUUUUCUGGUGUUGUCCCUCCUACAGCAGGACUCUGGUUAGGAGUAGAAUGGGACAACCCCGAGAGAGGAAAGCAUGAUGGGAGCCACGAAGGGACUGUGUAUUUUAAAUGCAGGCACGCAACAGGGGGAUCCUUUAUCCGUCCCAACAAGGUAAAUUUCGGAGUAGACUUUCUUACUGCAGUUAAAAACCGCUAUGUGUUAGAAGAUGGACCAGAGGAAGACAGAAAAGAGCAAAUUAUAAUUGGAAAUAAACUUGUAGAAACUGUUGGUUUUGACUCUAUUAUAAAACAGCAAAGUCAGCUGAGCAAGUUGCAAGAAGUCUCUCUGAGGAACUGUGCAGUGAAUGGUGCUGGUGGAAAAGGAGGAAUUGCUGAAACGUGUCCUAAUAUUAGAAAGUUAGAUUUGUCAAGAAACCUGCUGUCCUCAUGGGAUGAAGUGAUACUUAUUGCUGACCAGCUUAAACACCUGGACGUUCUUAAUCUCAGUGAAAAUAAACUACAAUUUCCCUCUGGUGCACCAUCUCUAACAGGAACGUUUUCUGCAAUGAAGGUUUUAGUCCUUAAUCGAACAGGAAUAACAUGGGCUAAGGUGCUCCAGUGCGUGCCUGGAUGGCCAGCCCUGGAGGAACUGUACCUUGAGUCUAACAAUAUUUUCAUUUCAGAAAGGCCGACUGAUGUCCUACAGAUGCUCAAGCUAUUAGAUCUCUCCGGUAAUCAAUUAAUUGAUGAAAAUCAGCUGUUUCUAAUAGCAUAUCUGCCCAGAUUAGAACAACUAAUCCUCUCUAACACUGGAAUUUCUUCUAUACAUUUUCCGGAUGCUGGAAUUGGGUGCAAAACAUCAAUGUUUCCUUCCUUGCAAUACCUUGUCGUAAAUGAUAACCAGAUAUCACAAUGGUCAUUUAUCAAUGAAUUAGAUAAGUUGCAGAGUCUGCACUCUUUGUCUUGCUUAAGAAACCCCCUGACUGAAGUAAACAAAGACGCCCAGACUGUACGCCAGCUCAUUAUUGCCAGAAUUGGUCAACUAAAGACACUGAACAAAUGUGAGAUUCCCGUAGAGGAGAGGCGUGGAGCUGAGCUUGAUUACCGGAAAGCUUUUGGAAAUGAAUGGAAAAAGGCUGGUGGACAUCAGGAUCCAGACAAAAACAGACCAAAUGAAGAAUUUCUUGCAGCCCAUCCUAGAUUCCAGUUACUCUGCCUUAAAUUUGGUGCACCUGAAGAUGGGGAACUCAAAACACAACAACCAUUUAUGCUCAAAAAUCAGCUACUAAAGCUGAAGAUAAAAUGUCCUAAUCAACUUGAUCAAAAAGUCAUAGAGAAACAAUUGCCAGAUUCCAUGACAAUUCAAAAGGUGAAAGGAUUGCUGUCACGUCUUUUGAAAGUUCCUGUGUCAGAACUUCUGUUGUCCUAUGAAAGUCCCAAAAUGCCAGGCAGAGAAAUUGAACUAGGAAAUGACCAACAGACAUUACAGUUUUAUUCUGUGGAAAAUGGAGACUGUCUAUUAGUGCGAUGGUAAUGGUCAACUAUAGUAAUUUAUUGAAACAUUGAAACAAUUCUACUGUCAAAAAGUAUAGGGUUUUACAACUUGCCCUAAAGUAUAGAAAAGGUUGAUUUUUUUUCAUUGGAAAGAGACCAUUUCCAGGCUUGUAUAUAAUAAUAAAGGCUUUGUACCUACUAAUGAUUUUCUGAUUUAUUUCAUACUUAUUUUUACAGUUCAUCACUGCAUUUCAUUAUGUUUCAUUAUGUGAGGAUUUAAAUAUUAAAUAGAAACUAGCUAGCCUGAUGUAACCUGAACACAGUUAAUGUCUGUCAAAGAUUACUUUUAAUGUAAUUCUCUAUUGAAACUGCUAUUUAAAAAGGAAACUGCUAUUUAAAAAGGUUACUAACAUGAUUUGGUUGGUCAUUUUGGGAAAGGUCCCUUAAACUCAGUGAUGCCUACCCUCUACUGUUUAUAACAUAGAUGCUAUUAUAUCACUUCUUAGUUGCAGGACAUUUAGAGUACUUAAAAAAAAUUAAUCACACACUUUUCCUUAUAGUUAUACCUAAAUUGGGUGUAUCUCCUUUCAUAGAUUACCAUCUUUGAUUGAAAUUCACUUAUAUUAGGUAAACAUUCGGCAAUGAUAGGAGGAAAGCAAAGUUAAUUCCUUCAAAGUGUCAACUUAACUACUUAGAAGUAUCCUUCCCUACAGCACUAAGCCCUAAGAGUUGUGUAAUUUUACUCAUAUUCAUAAAAAUUUAGCUUUUAUAGGAGUACAAAGCUGUGCACUUCAGCAUUUAUGUUAAGUGACAAAAGAAGACUUGAGUUAUUAGCACACUUAAUGAACCUCUUUAAAACCAAGGUCCAGAACUGAGAAUUAUAUUGGUUUCUUUUCAAGCUGCCCACUUCAUUCAGAGAUCCACAAAAGCUGACAUUAUUUCCAGAAAUCCCCAAACUUUGGUAUAAGUGACCACUGCACACAAAGUGAUCACACAGCAUUUCUGUGAGUUCUUUCUGUCCCUUAAGCACCCUCAUUAGACUGUACACCUUAAGCACCCUCAUUAGACUGUACAGAGCUAUUCUGCAAUCCAGGCAGAAAUUCACUCAGUUCCUAGUCUAGCUUUCUGAAAUAGGCCAACCUUUAACCAUUAACUGAUUCAUAGGUUCUGUUAACUAGAAACAAUGCACUAGGGAUAAACAAUUUGAUAUUUUUCAAAUCUUCUAACAUAUAAAUAAAAUUUUUUCUUAUGCUACAGUAUCAGUUGAUUUUCUUUUUUUAUUGUUUGUUAUACUUUAAAUGAAGAUUACA